CACACACACACACACCAGCUAGCUGGUGUUGAUCUCACAGAGCUCAUGGCUGUGCCUGACUACAACGUGCGCGGACAGCGGUCCAACAAGAACAUCUAACCUGAGGAUACGAGAUUAUUUAAGUUUUCCUGUCCCUAACCUUUGUUUGGAUCAGUCAUCACAGAAGCAUAAUGAAGAUUUUGGAACGCGUAGUGGUCUUUCAGCUAAUUUUUGUCCUCUCGGCUUCCAGCGUACAGAGAGCACCUCAAAUUAUCACCUUGUUAGAAACCAUGGAUGUCCUGCUGGAUCACAAUGCCACGUUCAUCUGUGAGGUUGAAUCAAGACCUCCAGCUGACAUCACCUGGACCAAGAAUAACCAACCAAUCAUGUACUAUGACACCCGGUACUUAACGCGGGAGCAGGGUCAGUUGCUGCUCAUCCCUCAUGUGAGAGAAUCAGACAAUGGGGAGUACUGCUGCAUUGCCAGGAAUGGCGUUGGAGAGCCAGCAAAGAGCUGCGGCGCACUUCAACUUAAAAUGAAACCUCAAAUUAAACGACAUCCUACUAACGUAACACUCCUGAUAGACUCCAAAGCAGUGCUGCCCUGCGUUACCCUUGGCAACCCCAAACCAGAUGUCACCUGGCUUAAAGAUGAUGAACUAAUAAAGAUCAGUGCCCGUGUUACCAUUCUUGAUUAUGGGGCGCUGAAAAUCAACAACAUACAAAAGGACGACGCCGGGCAGUACCGCUGUGUGGCCAGGAACAGCUUUGGUUUAGCCUUUUCCAAACCUGUCACCAUUGAAGUGCAAGCUCCAGCUCGAAUCCUGCGAGUCCCAAAGGAAAAGAGGGUAGAAUAUGGAAGUCAGAUAUCUUUGGAGUGUAAUGCCACUGGGAAUCCAAUCCCCACCAUCACCUGGCUGGAAAAUGGAAAUACUAUCUCUGGAGCCUCAGUAGAAGAAACCUUGGUAGGAGAGGUGAUUCUGUCCAUUUUGACAGUGAAAGUAAACAAACCAACUUUGUUUACAUGUGUGGCCUCUAAUAAACACAGCGCCGGGGCCAACACUGUUAAAGCAAGUGCUAGAGUCACUGUUACAUCUACGAGACACAGAGAAAGCAGACAAACCAAGGGGCUUUACAAAGACGUUACUGGCUACUGUAGUGCGUAUCGUGGAGACGUUUGUCGCACAAUCCUGCGAGACGAUGCUCUAGUUUUCUUUAACUCCUCCCUCUCGGACCCCGAGGACAUGCAGGAGUACCUGGUUCAGAGCUGGUGGGCGGAGCUUGAAGGACUCAGUGGGCUUUGCAGCCCUGCUGUUCGCUCACUGCUGUGUCACUCCUCUUUUCCUGACUGCAAUCCAUCAGGUUUAGGACCUGCCCCUAAACCCGUCUGCAGGGAACAUUGCUUGGCAGUGAAGGAGCUAUACUGCCAUAAGGAGUGGUUGGUUCUGGAGGGAACUGGAUCCAUUCAUGCUGGGCUCUUGAGUUCUGUAACGAGGUCCCACUCGUCUGUUUCACUGCUGCCCAGCUGUCAGGUUUUACCAAGUCUUCGCUCGAGCCCGAGUGCUUGCACGUAUAUUCCUUUUGUUGAUUUAAAGAAAGAUCAAAUAACAACAACUUGUUACAAUGAUCGAGGGCGUUUCUACCAAGGCAGUGUGAAUCACACCAGGUCUGGGAAACCAUGCCAACCCUGGAGUCAGCAGGUUCCUCAUCAGCACCGGCUCUCUGUGGAUGUCAUUCCAGAGCUGAUGAACUCGGAGAAUCACUGCAGGAACCCUGGAGGAAUCAGUGACAAGCCCUGGUGUUACACUUCUGAUCCCAACAUACGCUGGGAGUACUGUGCUGUGCCUCAAUGUGGGGAAACAGUGCCAAACCCGGUGUUGACAGUGCAUCAUCAGGUUCCUCAUUACCCUCCCAAAACCUCAGUUUCAUCACCUGGUUACUCGAUGUCUGUAAUUGUUGUUGUCCUGACUUCAAUGGCAACUGCAGUCUUCCUCACUAUCAUCAUCCUUGGCUGCCUUAGGAGGAGGAAGCAGUGGAGAAACCGGAAAAGAAGAGAGAUGGAGACCCCAACAAUGAGUGCUCUCCCAUCAGAGCUCCUGCUGGACCGCCUUCACCCCAAUCCCAUGUACCAGAGAGUUCCCCUGCUGUUGAACUCAAAGCUGCUGGCUCUGGAGUACCCUCGGAAUAACAUCCAGUAUGUCAGAGACAUUGGAGAGGGUGCCUUUGGACGGGUUUUCCAAGCCAGAGCACCAGGCCUGCUGCCCACAGAGCCUUUUACUAUGGUAGCUGUGAAGAUGCUAAAGGAGGAAGCAUCAGCUGACAUGCAGAACGACUUCCAGAGAGAGGCAGCACUCAUGGCUGAAUUCGACCAUCCCAACAUUGUUCGACUCCUAGGUGUGUGUGCUGUGGGAAAACCAAUGUGUCUGCUGUUUGAGUUCAUGGCUCACGGCGACCUCAAUGAGUUCCUGCGUCGCAGAUCUCCAACCCAAUCUGUGCGCACACUGAGUUGUGCGAGCCUCUCAGGUCGGAGCUUCUCCUCCGAUGUGGAAGUGGGGCCUCUCUCCUGUGCAGAACAGUUAUCCAUCUCCAAGCAGAUUGCUGCAGGAAUGGCCUACUUAUCAGAGCGCAAGUUUGUCCACCGUGACCUGGCAACGCGUAACUGCCUGGUCAGAGAGGAAAUGGUGGUGAAAAUUGCAGAUUUUGGCCUUUCUAGAAAUAUCUACUCAGCUGACUAUUACAAAGCAAAUGAAAAUGAUGCUAUCCCCAUUCGCUGGAUGCCUCCUGAGUCCAUUUUCUACAACCGCUACACCACAGAAUCCGACGUGUGGGCUUAUGGUGUGGUGUUAUGGGAGAUUUUCUCCCACGGCAUGCAGCCAUACUACGGAAUGGGUCACGAGGAAGUCAUUUACUAUGUGAGGGAUGGUCACAUCCUGUCUUGUCCAGAAAACUGUCCGAUGGAGCUGUACAACCUGAUGAGGCUUUGUUGGAGCACACACCCAUCGGACAGACCGAGCUUCAGCAGCAUAUAUCGGAUUCUGGAGAGAAUGCAUCAAAACAGCCUUAAUGUGACUACAGAUACUGAGGCUGACUGCUGAACUUUACUGCUAUUUCAACAGAAAAAAAAAACACCUGAAAAACUUGAUGUCUGGAAAAAGUAUUUUAAUGACUUUCAUGACUGAACACAUUUACGUCUACUGGACUCUGAUGAUGUGGUCAAGUUAGAUAAUGUCCUCAUUUUUUACCCUCUACCCUUGAUGUGAGCGUGGCUAUGGGGAGGGGCACUGCAGGGUUGUCAGAAGGCCCCACACAAAAAAUACCAGCUGAAUAAUUAACAAAACUUUGUGUGGAAUCCCUUUUUGUUUAUGCAAAAAUGAUUUUCUGUCUUUCAAAGCUCUGCUUAAGCAAGGCUCUACGCAGUGUCUGCUUUAGAAAUCAUGGUAACACUUUGGUUUAGUGAACACAAAUUAACCAUUAAUUAGCUGCCAAUUAAUAUGCAUAUUAGUGGACUACUAAGUCUGAAUUAGUCAUUAUUGUAAGCUAUUGUUAGGUGCUGAUUACCAGUGUUGUAUUUCUAAUAUUAACAGGCCAGAAAUUAAGAAUUUUGAUUUGAGCUAAUUAGUAUGUGCGUUAAUCAGCAACAAACCAUUUACUUUCAGUUAACAAAGUAUUAUGAAUGACUUAUUUUGAUAAAACUCUUAAUUUAUGGCAUGUUAAUGUUAGAAUUAUGUCACUACUAAUACGCUGUUAAUAAGUGCUUAAUAAUGACUAGUUCAGACUUAGUAGUCCACUGAUAUGCAUGUUAAUUGGCAGCUAAUUAAUGGUUAAUUUGUGUUCUCUAAACUAAAGUGUUACCAAAAUCACACCCAGAAAUGAGCUCAGGUUCACCAUUAUUUUGCCAAUAUGCCUUUUUAAUAUGUUAUUUUCAUCAGUGGCAUGUUGAGUUUCAGUUUAUUUCCCCUGCAACAUAUUUAGAUUUACAAAAGCAAUGAACUCCUGACUGUUUUUACAGAGUUAGAAAAGAUGCAGGCAAAUCAGAAUAGAUGCCCAGUGGUCUGAUAAUCUAACAUUUAACUUUUUUUUUUUUUACUAUCGUGCUAGAACGAACUAAUUCCACACAGAGUCACUUUAAAUUAUGGGUGUUUAUCAUUUCUGGUAAAGUUUCGAUUCCACUUUCAGGCAUUCUUAUUGUAACUGUUUUUCGUUAAGAGUUUGUUUCUUAGCUUUAGUUGUUGGUUUCUCAUCGGCUUAUAAGAUGAAAAAGGUUUCAGGUGAAAAUUGUUAUUUUUUUGUCAAUAAAUUCCAAAUAUAU
Molecule: messenger RNA, 4288 nt
Organism: Nothobranchius furzeri (turquoise killifish)
Lineage: Eukaryota; Metazoa; Chordata; Actinopteri; Cyprinodontiformes; Nothobranchiidae
Gene: musk
Product: muscle, skeletal, receptor tyrosine kinase
Biological process (GO): multicellular organism development; cell surface receptor protein tyrosine kinase signaling pathway; positive regulation of neuron projection development
Cellular component (GO): plasma membrane; signaling receptor complex
Molecular function (GO): transmembrane receptor protein tyrosine kinase activity; ATP binding; Wnt-protein binding
Source: RefSeq, a predicted model, not a curated record